ACCAUAACAACUGUGUAUGCACGUGACAGAUCAUGAUGUCGAAGUUUAGCUUUGGACAGUAUAUUUUUAGUCGAUUGACUAUUUUGUUCUGUUACACAGUGACAGUGGUGAUUGUUGAUGCAUCUGAAUGUAUUAAAGUUAAUAACUGCAAAUGUUCAACCAGCACUCGUACGAUAGAUUUUUCGUCAUUAAAUGGUGUUGGAAAUAAACCAAGAUUCAGCAUUCCAGAUCCUGAUGUUACGAGACCCUACAUUUACAACUACAACCCAUGCAAGGCCUUCAUCAGCCCAGUUAGUGGUUGCAUGGAUACCAAAGAUAUCACUGUUAAUCAACAAACAAAAGCCAUUCCACCAUUUUGUUUUCCAUUGGGCACACUGAGCUCUCUGAAAUUUCAUGGAGAUCCUGACCAAGGAACACUCCAAAUACAAUACACUCAACAAGUUCCAAAACCAAGAAUAGUCAGAGUAAAUGUUCGUUGUUCUAACAGUGAGACUUCUCUUCAAUUUAAGGGUGAAGAGCCUAACCUUAACUAUAAAUUUGACCUGCUCACCAACCUCGUGUGUCCUGUGACUAGCACCAGUCUUAGCACUGGAUCCAUCCUUGUUAUCAUAUUUGUUCUUGCUGUGAUCAUUUAUUUUGUCGGUGGCAUUCUUUUUUUUAAAUUUGUGCGCAAAGCUGAAGGUGUAGAGAUGGUACCAAAUCUUUCAUUCUGGACGGAACUUCCUCUUCUAAUACGUGAUGGGAUCUAUUUUGUAUUCCGUGGAUGUAAAGUGCAAACUCAUUAUGAGAAGAUCUGAUGACAAUCUUGGUGUGACUGGCCUUAUAAAGUGUACAUGAUUUAAUAUUUUUAUACAAAACCUUUUAUGUAUAGAUCUGGUUCAACCAUUUUUUUAAUAUUCUUUGAUAUCUGUCUGUUACAAUUUAUCAUUGAAUGCAUUUAUCUAUCAGUCGAUGUAGCUAUCGCUUUUCAUGUAAAGCAGGGCUAGCUUUGCCACUUGCGAAUUGUAUUUUAAUUUGGCGAAAAAAGUUCAGGUAAUAAUUGAUGUUUUUCUUUUUUUUUUUUAGAUAAUUUGUCGAAAUGUUUUACUCAUCCAGAGCUAGCCAUGUAUAGAUCUGAUAUUGUCCCAACAGCACAUUUAUAUACUGUACGUAAACAGUAGUUUGCACUUUGUGGCUGUCGAAUGUUUCUCUCUCAUUUAUAUACUGUACGUAAACAGUAGUUUGCACUUUGUGGCUGUCGAAUGUUUCUCUCUCUUUUGUUUUUUGCAGGGUAAGAAAUCAUUUAAAAAAAAAAAAAUGUAUUAAUUUGUUUGUUAGUCUUAAGAUUAUAGAUUAUAUACAUGUAUUUGUUAUUUUAUAAAUUAUCCUAAUGUAAUUCACUCGUUGAUACACAAGUCAGUCACGGUUCGAGAUUUAUUCCCUAGGUUAGUUUCAUUGUAACACACUCUUUUUAUUUUAACCUCUUCCAUCGGGGAAUAAAUCUUGAACCUUGAUUGCCUUGUCGUUUUUCAACGAGUGUUAAACUGACAUCAGCCAAAUCACAUCUCACCUUUAUAAAGUUUCAAGGUGAGAUACAUUUUAAGUUAUUUUCCGGGAGUGGUAGUUUUAUUCAGCUCUACGUUAAAGUUUUAUCUCUUUAUCUCUGUUACUUACAAACUAUAAUGAAACUUUUAAGUCACAGUUACACCUGUAAAUGCAGGCAUCGAAAUAAAGUCGAGAACGAUCAUUUAGGUUACAAGGAGGUUACCACAUGUCAAGAAUGCUAGGCCUACUUUUGAUCUCCACAAUUAAAUUUUUUUCAACAAAAAUAUUACUUCGUAAAUUAUGGUCAGUUGUGUGUUGUUUAAAUAUAAAUUACACAUCUAUACAUGUAUAUCAGUGAAAAGAGAACAGUUUAGUGAAUAAAUAACAAAGUAUUAGCAUAUUCUGAAGGGAUUAUACUAUAGUGUAAACUUAAUAAAUGUGUCAUAACCUAUGUGUUACCAGGUCCGUAAUUUGUGGUAACUUGUACCUGGGUUAUCAGGCACUGAGCUUAUUUCAAUGCCUGUACAGUACAGUAAAGUACACUCGGGACUACUGCAUACAACAAAUUGAUUGUAAAGUCUUGUUUUUACACGCUAUAUAUUAUCAAUAAAUUUUAAUGUAAAGAACGAACUAUGCAUAACAAAUUAACUUUUUAAACAACUAAAUAGUUUGUCCCAAAUUGUGAAGUUCAGUGUAAAUUAGUGACUAUGCAACGAACCGAACAUAAAUGAAAGGUUACUUAAAGCAAAACCUGCAGUGCAUCAAACAAGACAACACAGAACAGAUCACACGGUUACAGCUGUAUAGUCCGAAGGUUCAGUGGUCUGAAGGUUCAACACUAACCCUAGGUUCAGUAGACCGAAGGUUUAUAGACCUAACCCCGGACUAUUGUACCUUCGGACCAUUGAACCUUCGGACUAUAGAGCGAUCCCCGUUUGUUUUUACAUAGAGUGGUGUUAAUUAAGGGAUUAAGUUAUUGAACAAUAACAGAACAUCCUCACUUCACAGCACUACAGGCCAAGAUGACAAGCGACAUUAUUAAGACAUUAAAAGUUGAACACUAAUUUCCAACUUGGAGGCAGUUACCAUGGCUCAUUGUGUACAGGUCAAGUGUUUUGCAAAGGAUAGCUUCAAAAGUAUAAUUUCUUGUGAAAAUCAACAAAGUUCAAACCAUGUACUUCAUAAAAUAUAGAGUAAACUGGCGACCUCGGUUUCAUAUGUUAUCACGCUGAACGAUCAAGGAAUUAUCUCCGCUGAGGAGCCGAUAUACAUGAUAUUGUUCGACAAAUUAUUGUCAAACAAAAUGACCAUAACCCUGAUAAUGAAAGACUUUUUUACAAGUUAUGAAGCCACCGCUAAGUAAGCAGACAAAAACAAAUUAGUUUUCAAAAAUAAUAAUAAAAACUGAUUAACUGACCUUUUGAUUUGAAGUUCUGUUAUGCAUUUUCGUUCUUUAUUGUUGACAAUAAAUUGUGCUAAAAUUUCUGUAUGCUAUAUUAUGUAACCUGUUUUAAAUUUGAAAAAUCCAAUAUGGCCGACUGGAAAUGAAAACGGCCAACUUCUUCAAAUGUGUACAACGAACUACUACUAUAACGAACUUAUUACCAUGGUCCCUUCCAGUUCCCUUGAUGUUGCUGUGGUGAAAUGGUCCACCAAUGGCUAUAUUCUGGUCCCUUCCAGUUCCCUUGUUGCAGUGGUGAAAUGGCCUGCUUAUGGCAUUUUUUAAAAUGACUUUUGCAGCAAAUAAAUAUGAUUGAAAGAUA
Gigantopelta aegis is the source of this 3287-nucleotide messenger RNA. RefSeq lists its product as uncharacterized. Gene Ontology annotation, cellular component: trans-Golgi network. The transcript has 7 exons. NCBI's taxonomy places the organism in Eukaryota, Metazoa, Mollusca, Gastropoda, Neomphalida, Peltospiridae. The coding region runs from base 33 to 797 and encodes 254 amino acids. The record is from RefSeq and is a predicted model, not a curated record.